Messenger RNA from Habropoda laboriosa, 681 nucleotides. RefSeq lists its product as uncharacterized. The transcript has 3 exons. The record is from RefSeq and is a predicted model, not a curated record. The coding region runs from base 1 to 681 and encodes 226 amino acids. Lineage: Eukaryota; Metazoa; Arthropoda; Insecta; Hymenoptera; Apidae.
AUGAGUAGAAUAGCUAAAGAAAUCAAUGAGAAAUUGGAGCAGGCAAAAGAGGAGGUAAUAAUAAUUGGAGGGGAUUUUAACGCUAGAAUAGGAAGGGAAGGGAAAUUAUAUGGUGGAGAACUGGAAAAGGAACAGGAAAAAAGAAAAUCGAAAGACAAAGUAACAAAUGGCUUCGACAAAAUAGAAAACUUUCAGGUUGGAAGCAGAAUAGAUUCAGACCAUCAACCUCUAAAUGUGACAGUUAAAACUAAAGGAGGAAAUAAGGUAGAGGAAAAUGAACAAAAGAUAAGGGAAAAAGUGUACUGGAAACCAGAAAAAGUGGCAGAAGCUGGAAACAGCGGUAAAAGAAAAUAUGGAGACAAGGAGAAUACUAGUGAAGAAAUGGACAAUAGGACAGAAAUAUUGGUGGGACAGGGAAUGUACCAAAGAAAAAAGAAAAGUGGGGAGAUGAUACAAAAAUGGAGACAAGGAAAAAUAAGGAAAGAAGAAUAUUUGCAAAAGAAAGCGGAGUUCAGAGAACUUUGCGAGAGCAAAGAAAAGCGUAAAAAACAGGAAGAAGAGGAAGAAAUAAGGAAAGCGAAGACAGAGAAGCAAAUAUGGGACUACAUUAACAAGGAUAGGAAGAAAAAGACUCACUGCAAUAAUAAAAUCAACAUAGAAGCAUGGAGGAAACAUUUUUAG